This is a messenger RNA of Ictalurus furcatus (blue catfish), 2544 nucleotides long. RefSeq names its product RAP1 GTPase activating protein a (gene rap1gapa). NCBI's taxonomy places the organism in Eukaryota, Metazoa, Chordata, Actinopteri, Siluriformes, Ictaluridae. The transcript has 27 exons. The coding region runs from base 41 to 2437 and encodes 798 amino acids. Gene Ontology annotation, biological process: regulation of small GTPase mediated signal transduction; activation of GTPase activity. The record is from RefSeq and is a predicted model, not a curated record. Gene Ontology annotation, molecular function: GTPase activator activity. Gene Ontology annotation, cellular component: cytoplasm.
UCUGUGUGUCUCUAAUGCUGAGCUCAGCCUGUUUACCAAGAUGGCUCAAAGGAAAAGGAGUUUUACUUUUGGAGCAUAUGGAGGAGUUGACAAGACAUUCUCCAGAGCUCGAAGCUUAUGGAAACAGGAUGGAGGAGAGGCACGUAUCUCUAGCACUCUAGACGCCACACUGCUCCAGGCUCCGCUGCCCUACACUGCCCCUGCAUUCCUAAAGACUACUGAUUUAUUUGAAAUGAUUGAAAGAAUACAGAGCAACAGAAUGGAUGAACAGCGGUGUACCCUUCCUCCACCCCUUAAAACUGAGGAGGACUACAUCCCAUACCCUAGUGUUCAUGAGGUGUUAGGCAGGAAAAGCCCUUUUCCACUGAUCCUGCUGCCUCAGUUCGGAGGUUACUGGAUCGAAGGCACCAACCACGAGCUGAGCAAUGGAAAUGACUUGGAUCAAUUGCUGUCUCCUACGUCCCACAUCAAGCUGGAAACCAACACUACAGCCAGGAUCUUCCGGAAACACUUCAUGGGAAAGGAGCAUUUUAAUUACUACACAAUGGACAGCGCUCUGGGCCACCUGGUCUUCUCAGUUAAAUACGAAGUGAUUGGGGACCAGGAGCACCUCCGUCUGAUGUUAAGGAGCAAAUUGAAGACAUAUCACGAUGUGAUCCCGAUAUCAUGUCUGACUGAAUUCCCCAAUGUUGUCCAGAUGGCCAAGCUUGUGUGUGAGGAGGUGAAUGUGGAUCGCUUCUUCCCAGUGCUUUACCCAAAGGCUUCGAGGCUUAUUGUGGCUUUUGAUGAGCAUGUCAUCAACAACAACUUCAAGUUCGGAGUAAUAUAUCAGAAGUUUGGACAGACUGUUGAGGAGGAGCUGUUUGGAAAUAAUGAGGAAAGUCCUGCAUUUGUGGAGUUUUUAGAGUUUUUGGGUCAGAAGAUCGAGCUCCAUGAUUUUAAAGGAUUUCGGGGAGGCUUGGACGUGACACACGGGCAAACGGGCACAGAAUCAGUCUACUACAAUUUCCAUAACAAAGAGGUCAUGUUCCACGUAUCCACCAAGCUCCCCUACACGGAAGGUGACAUGCAGCAGCUGCAGAGAAAGAGACAUAUAGGAAAUGACAUUGUCGCCAUUGUGUUCCAAGAAGAGAACACUCCAUUUGUGCCAGACAUGAUUGCAUCAAACUUCCUUCAUGCCUACAUUGUGGUACAAGUGGAGAAUGCGUGUUCUGACAAUGUCCUGUACAAGGUGUCAGUGACUGCAAGAGAUGAUGUCCCAUUCUUUGGACCGGCCCUUCCUGAUCCUGCCAUAUUCAGGAAAGGAUCAGAGUUCCAUGAGUUUUUAUAUACAAAGCUAAUCAACGCUGAGCACGCCUGUUACAAAGCUGAGAAGUUUGCCAGACUUGAGGAGCGCACUCGGGGAGCCCUGCUGGAGACACUGUACGAAGAGUUGCAUAUCCACAGUCAGGCCAUGAUGGGGCUCGGUGGGGAUGAGGAGAAGCUCGAGAAUGGAGGAGGUGGAGGAGGGGGCUUCUUCGAGUCUUUUAAGCGGGUGAUACGCAACAGGAGCCACUCUCUGGAUGCCAUGAGUUUCAGUAUCGGGAAGCGCGUGGUCUCCUCUAGUCACAGCGGCAGUUUUACCCACAACAACAACAACAACGAUCAGCUGCACUCACCAGAGACCCCCAAAUACGCUGGGAUAUCAUUGCUUGUCCCAGGGAAAAGUCCCAGUAAAUACGGACGUCGCGGCAGUGCCAUAGGGAUAGGAACGAUAGAAGAGUCUCUGAUCAUUCCUGGGAAAAGUCCAACGAGGAAAAAGUCUGGCCCAUUCAACUCUCGCAGGAGCAGUGCUAUCGGCAUCGAGAACAUCCAGGAGGUGCAGGAGAAAAGGAUUGCCGCUCUUUUGUCAGAGGACAGGACAGUGCUCUGUGUCUCUCUACCCAGCGUCAGUCUCAGGAACGGCAGACUCAUCAUGGAUUCCUCAAACAGCAGGGACAGUUCACCGAGCACACAGAAGACUCCUGACAGUGGACACAUUUCACAGGAACCCAGGUCUGAAAAUUCAUCCAAUCAGAGCUCACCUGAGGUCCUUGUCACUAAGAACAACUCAGCCAUGUGCUUCAGAGUUCCUUCCAUCCCUGAAGCUAAUGACUUGUCACGUUCCUCCUCAAAUGCCAGCAGCUUUGCAAGUGUGGUGGAGGAGAACGUGACCGAGGCCACUGAGGACUACGAUACAGGCAUGGAAAGUCUGUCAUCAGCAGGGACACCACACAAGCGGGACUCGUUCACCUACAGCACAUGGCUGGAGGACAACGCAAACAACAUCACCACCACCAGAAGUUCUCCUGGUACAGGCAAACCUCCCGACGGUGGUAAAGGUCAUGAGCAGAACCGGACGGACAUCCGCUUCAAACUAGAUCGACCGCUUGACCACAAGUCUACAUCGAGCUGCUAGCCUCGCCAAUCUGAUUACGUCAUGGCUCUCCAUCAACAGCUACCAUUAUAGCAUUCCUAUAAAACUCACGAGCUCGGGUUUUCACCGUGACUGCUACUGCUGCUGAA